Molecule: messenger RNA, 765 nt
Organism: Botrytis fragariae
Lineage: Eukaryota; Fungi; Ascomycota; Leotiomycetes; Helotiales; Sclerotiniaceae
Exons: 2
Coding region: 1-765 (254 amino acids)
Source: RefSeq, a predicted model, not a curated record
AUGCUUUUCCCAACAAUUAUAGGUGUUGGCGCCGGAAUUUAUAUACUCCUUCUCCUAGCAAACUUCUUCGGCACUGAUAUUACUCCCAUGAUUGUCGACAAAUUUUAUCGCACCUUCCCAUCUCUUUUUCCAGCUCCUGAACCUCUUGCAGUAGACCCAAUACUUGUAGCGGCCUCCCGUAUGGCAGCGGAACGUCGUCUACUCUAUCCCGCCUUCAAUUAUACCAUGCGUGCGAUAUUCCACACUAGCGGCUGCACAAUAUAUGGUUACCCCUCUACCGGUGGCAUUUUCAUCAAAGAAAAUGCUAAUAUUGUGGAUAUGAAUUUCCUAUCUCUGAAUCGUCUUUACCCAACUCAAAGAUCACAUGAUCCUAUUGAAGAAGAUGAGUUUUGUAUCUUGAUACGAAAGAUUGGGGCAAUCUGGUGGAGUAGCGAACGUCAUCACGAGAGCGAAUGGACUUCUUCAGAAGACAUUUACCAAGAAGCAGGUGUACCCUCCCCAAUGCCUACAAAUGCACAGAAAAGAGGCUUAAUCUUCGGAUGGUCAACAGAUGGAGGAGGUGUUUGGGUAUUAAGAUAUGAUACGCAUGAAGGCAAGGAGAAAUUGUUGCCGAGAGAUUUCGGGAGAAUCAAUAUGGCGAUAAAUAUGGAUGAGAGAGUGGAGAUCAUGCGGGAAUAUGAUGCUACUUUCUAUGAGAACGAGCAGGACGUAGAAGAACUUGGUGAUGAAUAUUGGAAAGUAGAGGCCGAUGAAUGCGUGUGGUGA